Notothenia coriiceps (black rockcod) is the source of this 440-nucleotide messenger RNA. It is a transcript of the gene utp18, whose product is annotated as UTP18 small subunit processome component. Lineage: Eukaryota; Metazoa; Chordata; Actinopteri; Perciformes; Nototheniidae. The annotation marks the transcript as partial. The record is from RefSeq and is a predicted model, not a curated record. The transcript is spliced from 4 exons. Gene Ontology annotation, biological process: rRNA processing. Gene Ontology annotation, cellular component: small-subunit processome; Pwp2p-containing subcomplex of 90S preribosome.
GCCUCCACGUGUGUUUACCUGCUCUGACAUCACUUCCUGUCCGCAGGUGGACAAAAAGCAGACGAGCGUCUCAUUGGACGACGGAGACGAUGAGUCCGGAGACUCGGAGGAGGAAGGGCGAGCGAAGCCGGCGAAGAAGAGAGAGGCGGUUUGGAUCGAUGAAGACGAUGAGAGGGAGGAGCAGGUGGACAUGAAGCAUCGAUUCCGCAGAGAUCUGAUCAGAGGAGAAGCUGAGGAGACGCUGAGCAGCAGGAAGCUACAACAGAGGAUGAGAGAACAGUUCCAGAAGUCGAUGGGAGGAGCUCCUUCGUGGGCGGAAAACUCUGUGAAGAAGAAGAAGAAGAAGAACGCUCUGGAGCUGCCGCUGAACUCUGGAGCUGCCCGUGAGCUAUGGAGCUGCCCGUGUGCUCUGGAGCUGCCCGUGUGCUCUGGAGCUGCCU